CAGCGAACGCCACGGCCGCUGCUGCUGCUUCGUAUGAGCAUUAAAAAAAAAUCACACAACUUUAUUUUUCCCUUGCAGGUUUCUUCUGAAGCACUUAGUGUAUGAUGGGAGAAACGCACACAGACGGAACCAAAAUGGCAGAGCCCCAGGCUGAACCUGCUGUCAGUAAGAAAUCCAAGAAGUCUGAGGGACACUCAGUCUUCACCUGGCUCAUAGUGUUGGCUCUGUUGGGUGCCUGGGUAUCUGUAGCCGUUGUCUGGUUCGACCUGGUCGAAUACAAGAACGUUGUGGGCACACUUGGAAAAUUUUAUGAUGCAGAUGGUGACGGUGACUUUGAUAUGAAAGAUACAGAAGUUCUGCUGGAACCAGAAAAACCACCUGUGACUGCAAAAGACAAGACUGCAAGCAAAGUGCAUACUUCGAGCACUAAAAAAAAGAAGGCAAGCAAAGAUCCAUCAGAUGAUAUUGUGGCUGAAGAAAAGCCCCCAGUUGAGAGCUACAAAGAGACAGAAAGUGAUGUAGAGAAGGAUGGAAAGCCUGUGCUGGUUUCGUCCUUUAAUGAAGACAAGGUAGCCGCACCAUCCUCUUUUCAAGCUUUUGAUUCAAAAGAAAGCAUCGACAGCACUGGAGAAUUGGUUGUAGAGUCCUCACCAGAGGAAACAUUAGAGCUAUCUCCAUCAGAAAGAUACCAAGGUGAAGAAUCAUACUAUGAACAGCUAGAAAAUGAGUCUGCGGGUGUCCUACCUGAUGACAAUAAAGAAUCUACACCAGAAAAUAAACCUGAAAAUAAAGCUCCAGAGAUGAGGCUCGAGCCUGAACCUUCAGCGGAACCUGAAAGGACAAGUGACUUAAUACAAGAGACAGUGACUGAAACAGCGAAACCUCAAAGUACACCAGCGUCUGCACAUGAAGCUACACCAGGGAGUACACCAGAAACAGAGGUUAAGAAGAAAAAGCCAAGCCUCCUCAAUAAAUUUGACAAAACGCUAAAAUCCGAAAUCAAUGCAGCCGAAAAACUGCGUAAAAAGGGUAAAGUUGAGGAAGCUCUGCAUGCCUUCGAGGCUCUUGUUCAGAAAUAUCCUCAGAGUCCCAGGAGUCGCUAUGGCAAAGCUCAGGCUGAGGACGAUAUGGCGGAGAAAUUACGGAGCAACGACAUGCUCCUGAAGGCUGUAAACACGUACAGAGAGGCAGCAGAGCUCCCAGAUGCUCCGGGGGAUCUCAUCAGAGCCUCGCUGAAGAGACGUGCUGACAGACAGCAGUUUCUGGGACGUACAAGGGGCUCUUUAGUGACCCUGGAAAGGCUUGUGCAGAUUUUCCCAGAGGACAUAACGUUAAAGAAUGAUCUAGGGGUAGCUCAUCUUCUGAUUGGUGAUAACAAGGGAGCAAAGCGUGUCUAUGAGGAGGUUUUGGCUAUGGCUCCUAGUGAUGGAUUUGCCAAAGUGCAUUAUGGAUUCAUCCUUAAAGCUGAAAAUCAGAUUGCAGAAAGCAUACCUUACCUAAAGGAGGGUUUGGAAUCUGGGGCACCAGGAACCGAUGAUGGAAGAUUUUAUUUUCAUCUUGGGGAUGCACUGCAAAGAGUGGGAGACACGACUGAGGCUCAUGAAUGGUACGAGGCUGGUUACAAACAUGGUCAUUUCGCCUCUGUCUGGCAGCGGUCGCUGUACAACGUGCCAGGACUGCGAGCUCAACCGUGGUGGACAGCCAAAGAAACUGGAUACACUGACCUUGUUCGGACACUGGAGCGGAACUGGAUGACCAUUAAAGAGGAAGCGUUGGGCGUGUUGGACGCAAACAGGGGGCUCUUCUUACCAGAAGAUGAAAAUCUUCGAGAGACCGGGGACUGGGGCCAGUUUACACUCUGGCAGCAGGGAAGGAAAGUUGGAUCGUCGUGUCAGAGUGUUCCCAAAACCUGUGCUUUACUGGAACGUUUCAAAGAGGCCACCAGCUGCAAGAGGGGCCAGAUCAAGUUUUCAGUGAUGCAGCCUGGUACACACGUAUGGCCUCACACUGGACCCACUAACUGCCGCCUGCGCAUGCACCUAGGUCUCGUCAUUCCACCUAAAGGCUGCCGAAUCCGCUGCACCAACCAGACCCGAGAGUGGGAAGAGGGAAAGGUGUUGAUAUUUGAUGAUUCGUUCGAGCACGAAGUGUGGCAGGAUGCAGACAGCUACAGGCUCAUCUUCAUUAUAGACGUCUGGCAUCCAGAACUCAGCCAGUCACAGAGGCAGACCCUGUCCCCCAUAUGAAGCUGUAAAAUCACCCACAAAGACUCGCUGUGACAUCUCAGCCAAUGUCAGCCACAAGUAAAGCCUGAUCUCUGGUACUGAACAAACUGCAACAUGCAUAUAUGCUAUGUUUUAAUAGACUAAUUUAAUUGUGAAUUAUGUAAUGGUAUGAAGGUAAUGGUUAAUGGAUGUUGAUGUGGGUUUGAGUCAAGAGGAAGAAAAGGUGGAUAGAUCGCUGCUGUUUCAUGUUUAGCAACUUUUGGGAUAUUCACAGCAAAUUGAGUUGAGUGCAUCAAAUUCCACGGAUGAAGAUUUCCAGAUUUGAUGUAUGAUUGAGAGACGUAGUGUAGCUCUAAAUAAAUGGGAUCAUUGUGGGAGCAGAAGUGAGGUACAGUAUGCAGUAGGACGUAGAAUGUAGACCACUGAAGGUGCAAACACUGCAUAUUACCGGUAAUUUACUUGAAUAUAUACUCAUCGUCCAAUUUAUUAAGUGCCGCUACAUAUUCAUGCAGUUAUCUAAUCUGGUCGGUGCAGUGCAUAAACUCAUGCAGUUGCAGAAAUGUUCAAAUUUAGUAUCCGAAUGAGGAAAUUGCAUGAUUCUCUCUGUGACACGGUUUGUUUUCAGGAACUGGUGGCCUCUUAAGGAGUUUCACACACACAAUAGUCUCUAGAGUUUAUACAGAACGUUGCCAAGUGAGCAACAGAGUGAGCAACAGAAGUGUGGAAACACUUCGUUGACACUAGAGGUCAUAAGAAACUUUCCAGACUGGGUCGAGCUGCCAGGAGGAGUAUAAUAAGACUAUAAUCAUCCUUUUUUUCCCCUCCUGAUUUUUCCCAUUAUAUCCUUUAAUUUAGUCAUAGCUAAUUCCUAUUCAUCAUUAGGGCACUCUCCCAUCAAGGCGAACGCUAUUAAGUUUCCUCUGAAACAUGUGAUGCCAGCCAACCGUAUCUUUUCAAUGUACUUGCUCAGAGUGAUUCCCCAUGCAUGAGCUCUCAGACACCCAUGACUAGAUAGCGUAGCGAUUAAUGAGGGUGCUUGAAUGCCAUUGCAUGCUCAUCAUUGUUGUAAAGAGUAAGUUACUUUAUAGUUCCAGGGUAUUCUUAUCUGAUCUUUCUCUUUAGCAGGAGUUUAGCAUGCACUUAGCAUGACUUUUUGCACGUUUUUUUUUUUUUUUUUUUUUUGCCCCACUCUGUGUAAACACUAGAUGCUGUUUCUAAAAUACUUAAACCAGCCAACUACCCCAUGGUUAAAGUCAAAAAGAUUUUUAAACUAAAGCUCUUCACCUGUAUCUACAUGAUUUUAUGAAUUCUGCUGCUGCUGCUGUCACAUGACCAGCUGAUUAGAUAUGAAUGUACAGUUGCUCCUAAUGAAAAGGAUGUUGAGUGUAUUAGCUAUAUUAGAAAUCAUCAUUCAAUAGGUCAAAGGUAUUUCAUAAUGAUACAGAAAUGAUGUGACUUUGCACUACAUGUAUAAAAUGUUUUUGUGUAUGAAGGUGUAAAGCUGUUACUAGACACCUUUUGUCAUUUAAAAACCUGUGCCUUAUACAUACACUUGGUCAAGUGUGUAAGAAUUCAUUACUCAUGCAAUGUAAAGCCUAAACAAGCAUUAUUUUUUUAUUAAAUAAAUCACAAAUGUAAUUUGAAUCAUG
Clarias gariepinus (North African catfish) is the source of this 3874-nucleotide messenger RNA. Its product is annotated as un-named hu7910. Gene Ontology annotation, cellular component: endoplasmic reticulum; membrane. The record is from RefSeq and is a predicted model, not a curated record. The transcript is spliced from 23 exons. Bases 102 to 2246 code for a protein of 714 amino acids. Gene Ontology annotation, molecular function: peptidyl-aspartic acid 3-dioxygenase activity; protein binding. Gene Ontology annotation, biological process: peptidyl-aspartic acid hydroxylation. Lineage: Eukaryota; Metazoa; Chordata; Actinopteri; Siluriformes; Clariidae.